UCUCUCCUGCAGUGGCCAGGCAUCCACCGGGAUCGGAGCAGUCGCGUGCCGCACUGACGAUCCGCACGUACACGUCCCGGUCGUGUGGUGUUCAACGCGCGUGUGGACCACCACCGCUCUCCUACUCUCUGCCACCCGCACCCGCGUUGGCUGCUCACUUGCUCAACGCGCGCGCGGCCCUGAAAAGAUACGUAACGCGCGGUUUCCAUCUUCCAUCUGUGUGCCAAUUGUGCGGACAUUCAAUAAAUUUUAUUACUCGCAUUAACCGGACGUUACCUGUUUAGUGAUUUAGUGAAAUAAUCAUAAACAUUAGGUAUUAACUCCUCAAGGACAUAAUAUGUGUAUAUGUGAUAAUUGAAUAAGGUAUUUAAUUAAUUCUCUUAUGUGUGUUUUUGAGUUUUGGAUUGUGCGACAUACGUUUGAUAAUUAAAUAACUGUUUGGCGAGGCAGAAAGAUCGAAAAUUUAAUUGGAGGGUGAAAAAUACCAAGGGGAAAGAGACACGUUUUCAGAUAUUAUAAAUGUUGGGUGUGAAUACGAAGAUUUCCUGGAUUUUCGCCGAGAUGCGUGAUGGUGUAGUAAUUGACUGUAUACAACGAAGUUAAACGAAAAUAAAUUUUAGUAUCGCGAUGGCGGCGAUGUGCUGGACUUUGGCGGUGAUCGCGUGGCAGUGCGCGUUGCUGGCGGCGGGUGAUAUUGCCGCUGAGAUCGCCGAAGCGACCGAGGGCGGCACCGCCUCGCUGCCGUGUAACCUGGCGGCUGGGCAUCCGCUGGACCGCGUCAACGUGGUGCUGUGGUAUCGCGGCAAUUCGGACAGUCCCUUUUAUCGGUACGAUCUGCGCGAAGGCCGGCCCCAGCACUGGGCCGAACCAUCCCUUGGGGAUCGUUACUUUCUGCGGCUCGCCGACGGCGAGAAGGCCACGCUCACCGUCGCCCCCAUACGCCUCACCGACGAGGACGUCUAUCAGUGUCAUGUGCAGUUCUCCAGAUCGCCGAAUAGCAUUACGCAUGUCAAUCUUACCGUCAUCGUGCCGCCGCAAGGAAUUCAAGUCAGCGACGAUCACGGCCCCAUCAAGAACGGAAUAACGUCGGCAUACGCCGAGGGUGCCAGUUUAACGUUGACUUGUUCUGCAUCAUCAGGUAAACCGCUGCCGCGCGUGUCGUGGUGGCGCGACGGCGAGCAGAUUUCCGACGAAACGCAGUACUUCGCCGAACGCAAGAAGUCGCAAAACGUGCUCAAGAUAAACAAGCUGCUGCGCACCCAUCUCUUGGCGGUGUUCAGUUGCGAGGUUAGUAAUAGCCAACUGCAGCCGCCGCUGGUUGUACGCGUCGCUGUUGACAUGUAUCUGCGGCCGCUGGAGUCCCGCCUCCAAGGGGACAAUCAGCCGCUAAGUGCCGGCCGCCGGACGGAUAUUACAUGCAAAUGCAAGGGUUCACGACCGCCCGCCGUCAUCACUUGGUGGAAGGACGGCAUGUCGCUGGAGGGCGGCUCGGUGGCGGUCUCGGCCGACGGCAACACGACGACCAGCACGCUGACGUUCACGCCGACGGCGUCCGACCACGGCCUGCUCCUAACGUGCCGCGCGUCCAACCAUCGAAUACCCUUGAGUGAAUUGCGGGAUACUUGGAUGCUACGUGUCUUGUAUCCGCCGAAAGUGACGCUCACCCUCGGCCACGGCCUGGACGCCAACGACAUCAAGGAGGGCGCCGACGUCUACUUCGAAUGCCAUCUCGUCGCUAAUCCGUGGGUUUUAAGAGUUUGGUGGUUAAGAGAUGGACAACGAUUACUCAGCAACGCCACAUCCGGUGUAAUCGUCAGCAAUCAAACACUAGUAUUACAGGGCGUGAGCCGGACGAGCUCGGGGCGAUACUGUUGCGAGGCCAGCAACACCGAGGGAUCGUCGAAGAGCGCGUCCUUUCAUUUGAAAGUAAAAUAUGAGCCCGUCUGCGGCGAUAUGAGCGGCAGGAAAGUGCUCGGCGCCGCCAAGGACGAGCCGCUAACCGUCGAGUGCAAGGUGGAAGCCGAACCAGCAGCGCAAUUGUUCCGUUGGAGUUUCAACAGCACGCCAGGGAUUUCGAAGGAGCUGACCGAGUUCACCGCCGAGCCGGGCGGCAGCCAGCUCACCUACACGCCCAAAGUGGCGGCCGACUACGGCACCCUGCAGUGCUGGGGCCGCAACGAACUGGGCUCGCAGCGUAUGCCCUGCACUUACCACAUCGUGCCGGCCGGCAAACCCGACCCGCCCAACAUGUGCGCUUUUGCCAACAUCACCCACCACUCAACGGUGUUCGUCUGCAAGAAGGGCUUCGACGGCGGCAUGCGUCAAAAGUUCGCGCUGCUCGUCACCGCCGCCGAUGCGCUCAUCGCCAAUCUUUCAGCGUCCGCGCCCGAGUUUCUCAUUUCUAAUCUCGAGCCGGCGCAGGACUACAUCGCCACGAUUUAUUCAAUCAACGCCAAAGGUUGGUCGAAGGCUUCGAAUCCAUUAUCGGUGCGCACCCUUCCGGCGCCCGGGCUCAAGGAACGAAGGUACACAGGUCCCGUGGGGGAAGAUAAAUCGUCGGGGGGCGGCGGGCCGUGGUUGUACAUCGUGUUGGCGGCCGGCGCGACGCUCAUCGUCGCUGGUGCCAUCGGCGCCAUCAUCAUCGCCGUCAGACGCUUCAAAGUCGAUAGUCCAGUACACGACCGCCGCCAGCGUAGCCCCAAACGCGAAGAGAUCCCGCUCAAUCCAGGCGCGUCCACGUUCACAACGGACACGUCGCUCAACGAUGACAAGAACCCCGAUCUGAUACCACCUAGUAAUGAAAGUCUUUUGGAUUGUUCCGCUCCGUACACAAUAACCGCCCGGCCGAGUACGAAGCGGAACAGCGCCACGCAGAUGCCCGUCAAGCCGUACCACGUGACGUGGGCUCCGAUUCUCCAGUCGCGCAAUUGCGCCACGCAAACCCCGCCACCGCACAAAGAGAGCUCCGUCUAAUUAAUCAGCGGCUCCGGGACCAAUUCCACCUGUGAUACUUGUGAAUAUUAUAUUAUAUCUCAUAAGCGAUUAAAGAAAACAUUAUCAACUGUA
This is a messenger RNA of Dalotia coriaria, 3066 nucleotides long. RefSeq names its product nephrin-like. Gene Ontology annotation, molecular function: protein binding. The record is from RefSeq and is a predicted model, not a curated record. The transcript is spliced from 10 exons. NCBI's taxonomy places the organism in Eukaryota, Metazoa, Arthropoda, Insecta, Coleoptera, Staphylinidae. The coding region runs from base 628 to 2973 and encodes 781 amino acids.